CUCGAUUUGUGAUGCUUUUCUGAGGGUGGUGUUUGAUCACGUGAGCUUUCCACUGCCUCCUGCUCCUGUCAGACACUAGAGUUAGUUGGGCUGCAAGGAAUCAUGGGAAACGUGUCAGGAAAGGGAGAUAUAGUUCAAGACUUCUUGUCGCAAGCCAAAGCAGACUUUAGCAAGAAAUGGGACACGCCAGAGAGUUGUCCUGAGAAGCUUGAUGACUUUGAGAGGAUCAAAACGCUGGGUACUGGGUCAUUUGGACGUGUCAUGCUGGUCCAUCACAAGGCCAAGAAGACCUACCAUGCACUCAAGAUUCUCGACAAGCAGAAGGUGGUAAAACUGAAGCAAGUUGAGCACACGCUCAACGAGAAGAGGAUUCUAGCUGCAAUUCGAUUCCCAUUUCUGGUUAAUCUCGAGUACCAUUUUAAGGAUAACUCGUACCUGUAUAUGGUGAUGGAGUUUGUCCCUGGUGGAGAGAUGUUCUCUCAUCUCAGACGAAUCGGCCGUUUCAGUGAGAUACACUCGAGAUUUUAUGCUUCUCAAAUUGUGUUGGCAUUUGAGUAUCUUCACCAUCUGGACAUUGUGUACAGGGACUUAAAACCUGAGAAUCUGCUUAUCGACCAUCAAGGCUAUGUUAAAGUCACCGAUUUUGGUUUUGCCAAGAAGGUCAAAGGUCGCACAUGGACCCUGUGUGGCACACCUGAAUACCUCGCUCCUGAAAUCAUCCUCUCCAAGGGCUACAACAAGGCAGUGGAUUGGUGGGCUCUGGGAGUGCUUAUCUAUGAAAUGGCCGCUGGUUAUCCACCAUUCUUUGCUGACCAGCCCAUCCAGAUCUACGAGAAGAUUGUCUCUGGAAAGGUACGCUUUCCCUCCCACUUCACGGCAGACUUAAAGGACCUGCUGCGUAACCUGCUCCAGGUGGACCUCACCAAACGCUAUGGAAACCUCAAGAACGGUGUACAGGACAUCAAGAUUCACAAAUGGUUUACCUCGACUGAUUGGAUUUCCACAUACCAGAAAAAGCUUGAUGCACCAUUCACCCCCAAGUGCAAGGGACCCGGAGACCCCAGUAAUUUUGAUGACUAUGAAGAGGAGCCACUGAGGAUUUCCAGUAAUGAGAAAUUUUCAAAGGAAUUCGUCGAUUUCUAGAGACAAUCUUAGAGAUCUUAUAAUGAUGCUAGUGUACUGUACACUCAGCAUACUUACUCUACUCAGCACUCUGUACAAUGAUUGUGAUCUGUUGUGGUAUAAUUAUAGCUCUCUGUAUGUUUUAAUCUUUAGACUUUGUAUUGGUAGACAUACUUGUUCAAAAAAUUCAAGAGUCAAAAAUUGUAAA
Messenger RNA from Halichondria panicea, 1330 nucleotides. RefSeq names its product cAMP-dependent protein kinase catalytic subunit 1-like. The transcript is spliced from 8 exons. Gene Ontology annotation, cellular component: nucleus. Gene Ontology annotation, biological process: protein phosphorylation. The coding region runs from base 103 to 1143 and encodes 346 amino acids. Gene Ontology annotation, molecular function: protein serine/threonine kinase activity; ATP binding. NCBI's taxonomy places the organism in Eukaryota, Metazoa, Porifera, Demospongiae, Suberitida, Halichondriidae. The record is from RefSeq and is a predicted model, not a curated record.